Molecule: messenger RNA, 2506 nt
Organism: Ctenopharyngodon idella (grass carp)
Lineage: Eukaryota; Metazoa; Chordata; Actinopteri; Cypriniformes; Xenocyprididae
Product: platelet-derived growth factor receptor-like protein
Exons: 6
Coding region: 171-1337 (388 amino acids)
Source: RefSeq, a predicted model, not a curated record
AGAGUGUUCAUGCGACUCUCGUAAACAUCUGACCCCUCACUUUACACACUCGGUUCCUCCUCUACUGCUUCCUUUCUAGUUUUCCCUUCUCUGCAUGUAUGCUCAAGAUCUGGGAACGUAUACCAGAGUGAACUAAAGUUUGUUUGUGGUCGCUGUGAAUAUUCUCGGCCAUGAAGUGGAGGGUGGUGCUAUUUGCUUUUCUUGUUUCUCUUUUGAUCAUUCAGUUUGGUAUGUGCCAAAAGACCGAACCUGACCCGAAGACCAAAGCUGAGAAGAGACCAAAUGGAAAGUCCAAGACUCCGAAGGGGCCAGGAAAGGGAACCUCUUCCAAACCUAAAGUGAAAACCACUCCAGAAACCCCCAAAGAAGCCCAGACAUACCUCACCCAGGUGGUAAACAAGGGAAGGUUCCAGAAAGUGGGCGACACGCUGACUGUCCAAGCAGGUGAUGUGUUAGAGCUGAGGUGUAAAGGAAAUCCUGUCCAGUGGGCUGUUCCUGCAUAUCUGGAAGAGGAUGAUGAAGGACGACUCAGGACAGUUCAACAUGAACGUUAUGGCACACUGACUUUGGCAAACGCAACAGCAGCAGAUACAGGGGAGUACACUUGCUAUCCCAUGUACUGUGAGGAUAAAGACUGCAGAAAACAAUAUGACAAAGGCGUCAAAGUCUUCAUCUUUUUCUCAGAUCCUCAGGAGUUGUUCGUACCUUCCUCUGAUUAUUAUGAGGUCAUUCAGCUUCGCACUAACUGGCCCACCGUCCUGCCAUGUCAGGUGACAUCUCCACUAGCAAAGGUGACUUUACACCGGGAAUUUCCUCCAAUGGAGGUGAAGGUGGAUGGACGAGAGAUCUCCUUUGAUGUCAAGAAGGGUUUCACCAUCCACAGGCCGAAACAGUAUCAUGCUGGUUCUCUCUACUGUGUGGCAAGCCUGGGGAAUCUUCGCCAGAGCUCAACCAAAUACAUGCUCAUCUAUGUCAACUAUCCAGCCGCCCCUCCGUUUCCUGCAGUCCAGACCUCUUCUGACACUGUGGCAGUGGGACAGAAUCUCCAGGUGACAUGCACUGUGGUGGGAGAGCAGGACGUGGUGGUGGACUUUACCUGGGAAUAUCCUGGGCAAAAGAUUGGGCGCCCGAUGUACACCCAGGACAGUGUGCAGACAGUGCAGGUGGAUGGGCAGAACCGACAGCGAUCGCAGACAGUACUGCUGGUGGAUGAGGUCAGAGAGGUUGACCAAGGAACAUACACCUGCACAGCUCAGAACCUACAGGGUUCAAGGUCUGCAUCUACCUCUGUCAAAGUGCAGUCAGCACGAGCCAACGCCAAGCCUAAGAAACCAUGAAGCCUGUCAAAGAAGUCCCACAGAAACCUGAAAACCCAGAUCAUGCCAAUCAGAUAUGUAAGCAAUAAGGUUCGAGAGGCUAGUGCUGUAUCGUGAAUAAGUCGUCGCGUCAUGCCUGCAACCCCUUCAGCCGUGACUUAUUUACGAUACAGCACUAGCCUCUCGUACCUUAUUGCUUUUAUAAAACGGUUACCACACAAUACAAAUAUUAAAGCCAAAAAUAUGUAUCAAUGCAACUUUCAUGAAGUAAACUUUUACUAAAAGCCUUCCUUCCGCCAGAAAAAAUAGUCCCUGACCCUGAACAGCAACAGAAAUUACAUUAUUACGACAUUAGAUGGCGGCAAAGACUGUCUUUAUGAGUGUGUCAGUCAGUAGCGAAGACUUUUACAGUGAAAAGACUGAAUUGUUGUGAACACGGAACAAGACGCAACUGACAAAUGCUUUGACUAGCGCUGUCAGUCAUGGGAAAACCCUUAAACUGUUAAAAGGACAAGUUAAUACAUUGGACAUUUAAACAGAUUUUUUAUUAUGAACAUAAGACUGACCUGAAGGAAAAUGCUAAAUCUGAAUGCAGGUAAUAAAUUCACUCACUCAAUCUCUUUCUCACAAUACUCUUCUACAUAAUACAGUAAGCUUCAAUGAACAAUAUCAGCUGAGAACAAGCAGUUUACAUUGCUAAGAGUGGUUGCUAAGGGUGUUGUGUAGUGAUACACAGAACCGUUGGGUGAAGCGGUCAUAGCCGUGUUUUAUAGUGAAUAAUCAGAAUCAAGGACAGGAACUAACCGUUUUAUAAUCUCAGCUACUAAAUGGCUGUAAAUUAACAAGAAUGAUCUUCACAGAACACUGUGUUUUUUCCUUCUGUGACAGAAACCAGAUGCAACAGAGCAAAGCGGUAAUACUUAAAUUACACAAUAUGUGCACUACUAUUGUUUCACUGACCCUGCGGCAAGAAAGCAAAGGGGAUUGUAUAUCUGUGAAUAUAAAUAUCAUCUGAGCACAAAAUUAAAAUUUGCCAAUCAAACAUGCAACAAUAGAAAUCUUAGAGCCUAUUUAACAACAUUUAACUUUAGGCUAUUUACACAUUUCUAAUAUUGUGCAGUUUUGAAUCCUGUCUACAUAUUAGCCUAUGUUUUUAUACUAUGAAAAUAAAACACAGUAUAUUAAUGCCA